AUGUCGGCCAAGAAAUUCAACAUCGUUGCUUUCGGGGGAGACUAUGCUGGUCCCGAGGUUAUGGCCGAGGGCCUCAAAGUCAUGAACCAGAUUCUCAGUCGUUAUCCUGAUGUCGAAUGCGAUAUCAAGUCCUACGAGUUGGGCGGUACCAGCUUCGAUCUUCAUGGUGAAGCCAUUCUACCUGAAGCCCUGGAGGCUGCCAAAACGGCCGACGCUGUGUUGGUAGGGGCUGUUGGUGGUCCUAAAUGGAAUGGUCGUGUGCCAUCAGUAGAGUUCCAAAGCCUAGGCGCUCUACGGCGCGAGCUGCAACUUUACGGCAACCUACGGCCCAUCAACUUUGCCGCGCCGUCGCUGGUCGACGACUCACCUCUCAAAGCCGACAUUGUCAGGGGCACCGACAUCUUGAUGAUCAGGGAGCUGACGGGCGGCAUUUACUUUGGCGAAAAGUCACGGGGCGACCGCGUGGCCUUUGACACGGACAAGUACACGUACGAAGAGGUUGAGCGAGUCGCCCGGCUGGCCGGGUCCCUGGCGCGGCAAAAGAACCCCCCACUCCCCGUUGUCAGCCUCGACAAGGCCAACGUACUCAUGGCAUGCGGAGCGUUUUGGCGCCAGGUCGUCGGCGAGGUCUUUGCCAAAGAGUUUCCAGAUGUGCCGCUGACCCACCAGCUGGCUGACAGCGCCGCCAUGAUCCUGGCUUGCAACCCUACCAAGCUCAACGGCAUCAUGCUGGCCAGCAACCUCUUUGGUGACAUACUCAGCGACCAAGGCAGUGUUAUUGCGGGAAGCAUUGGCCUUCUGCCUAGCGCCAGUCUUUGCGGAAUUCCUACAGCUGGAUCUGGAAUGAUUAAGGGGUUAUAUGAACCAAUUCAUGGCUCCGCUCCUGACAUUGCAGGGAAGCAGGUUGUAAAUCCCAUAGGAAUGAUUCUCUCCAUAGCCAUGAUGUUCAGAUAUUCACUAGGUAUGCCUGAAGCGGCUGAUCUGAUCGAGACGGCUGUCAGGGACACGAUCGAGGCCGGGGUUCGUACAAAGGACAUGGGAGGAAAUGCUUCGACCAAAGAGAUUGGUGACCAUGUAGUCCAGGUUCUCUCGAAGCUCGGAUGA
This is a messenger RNA of Pyricularia grisea, 1104 nucleotides long. RefSeq lists its product as uncharacterized. Gene Ontology annotation, cellular component: cytosol. The transcript is spliced from 5 exons. Gene Ontology annotation, biological process: L-leucine biosynthetic process. Lineage: Eukaryota; Fungi; Ascomycota; Sordariomycetes; Magnaporthales; Pyriculariaceae. The record is from RefSeq and is a predicted model, not a curated record. The coding region runs from base 1 to 1104 and encodes 367 amino acids. Gene Ontology annotation, molecular function: 3-isopropylmalate dehydrogenase activity; NAD binding; magnesium ion binding.